Messenger RNA from Bufo bufo (common toad), 5936 nucleotides. RefSeq names its product patched 2 (gene PTCH2). The coding region runs from base 346 to 4557 and encodes 1403 amino acids. The transcript has 24 exons. Lineage: Eukaryota; Metazoa; Chordata; Amphibia; Anura; Bufonidae. Gene Ontology annotation, biological process: smoothened signaling pathway. Gene Ontology annotation, molecular function: hedgehog family protein binding; smoothened binding; hedgehog receptor activity. The record is from RefSeq and is a predicted model, not a curated record. Gene Ontology annotation, cellular component: plasma membrane.
GAUGCUGAGAGGCCGGACACCGGAUCACACAGGGCAGAGCUGGGCCAUCAUCUUCCUCACUGCCAGGGACUCCAUCCUGCCAGUCUCCCUGCUGAUUGUGUUGGCUGUGUGAUUUGCAUUGCAUCAGAGCUGGAAAGCAUGAAGGAGAAGACCUCAGGACCUAAGGAAUUGCCCACCUAGAUGGAAACCCCCUCGUAUUCCCUGUCCCGACGGAUGCUGCUCCCUUGUGCAUGGAUUAUUUUGUGUUGAUCGAUCUCCUGAGUCGGUGAUUUGUGGCGGAUCCGCAGGACAAGCCCUUGAAUCUUUGCUACUUGUGAUCCCCCCACUGCUCGCUAUAGGAUACCAAUGGCCUCUGUUCCCCCCAACACGGGGGAAAGAGGCUUCACAGAUUUACCUCCGGGCCACAAGACCUCCUACCCGGCCCCGGGAUCUGAUCUGCUGCGGAGACCCAGUUAUUGUCACGCUGCUUUUGCACUUAAACAGAUAUCUAAGGGUAAAGCCGUCGGUCAGAAGGCUCCGCUCUGGCUCCGCGCUCAGUUCCAGUCCCUGCUCUUCUCCUUAGGAUGCUCCAUCCAGCGACACUGCGGGAAGGUGCUGUUCAUCGGCCUGCUGGUGUUCGGAGCGCUGGCCGUGGGCCUACGAGUGGCCUCCAUCGAGACCGACAUCGAACGUCUAUGGGUGGAAGCCGGCAGCCGCGUGAGCCAGGAGCUCAGCUACACGAAAGAGAAGAUGGGCGAGGAGUCCAUCUACACCUCACAAAUGCUCAUCCAGACCCCGAAGGAGGAAGGCGAAAAUAUCCUGACCCAACAGGCUCUCCUCCUGCACCUCAGCGCUGCGCUGGCCGCCAGCAAAGUGCAGGUCUCAAUGUAUGGAAAGUCGUGGGAUCUAAACAAGAUUUGCUACAAGUCCGGCGUCCCAAUCAUCGAGAAUGGGAUGAUUGAGCGGAUGAUUGAGAAGCUUUUCCCUUGUGUCAUCAUCACUCCCUUGGACUGUUUUUGGGAAGGGUCUCAGCUGCAGGGAGGCUCCGCCUAUUUACCGGGAAGGAGAGACAUUCAGUGGACAAACUUGGACCCUCUCCAACUGAUGGAGGAGCUCAGCCAAUUCACCAGCCUGGAUGGCUUCAAAGAGAUGCUGGACAAGGCCGAGGUGGGACAGGCAUAUAUGGAGCGGCCCUGCCUCGACCCCACAGACUCCGAGUGUCCAGACAGUUCCCCCAACAAGGAGUCACAGGAGAUCCCAGACAUUGUGGCUACACUUCAGAAUGGCUGCCACGGCUUUUCCAAGAAGUUUAUGUUCUGGCAGAAGGAGCUGAUUUUGGGCGGGAUGUUGAAAGGAAGCCUCGGAGAACUGAAGAGUGCUGAAGCUCUGCAGACCAUGUACCUCCUGAUGAGUCCGGGGCAGCUGUACGAACACUUCAAAGACGACUAUGAAAUCCAUGACAUCAACUGGAAUGAGGAGAAGGCAGCUGCCAUCUUGGAGUCAUGGCAGCGAAAGUUUGUGGAGCAAGCACAGCAGUCGGUCCCGCAGAACGCAUCGCAGGACAUCCACGCCUUCUCCACCACCACCCUGAAUGAUAUCAUGAAGUCUUUCUCCGAUGUCAGUGCCAUCCGCGUGGCCGGCGGAUACCUGCUAAUGCUGGCCUAUGCCUGUGUCACCAUGCUGCGCUGGGAUUGUUCCAAGUCUCAAGGAGCUGUGGGCCUGGCUGGAGUCCUUCUUGUGGCCCUCUCUGUGGCAUCAGGGCUGGGACUUUGCUCCCUUCUUGGCAUCUCCUUCAAUGCUGCAACAACCCAGGUCCUGCCAUUUCUGGCACUGGGUAUAGGUGUGGACGACAUGUUCCUGCUGGCACACGCCUUCACAGAGACCGGCCUGAGUACCCCUUUAAAGGAAAGGACGGGCGAAUGCCUGAGACGCACGGGUACGAGUGUGGCGCUGACUUCUAUCAAUAAUAUGAUUGCUUUUUUCAUGGCGGCUUUGGUUCCGAUCCCAGCUCUGCGGGCGUUCUCGCUGCAGGCUGCUAUUGUGGUCGUAUUCAAUUUUGCGAUGGUUUUGCUAAUAUUUCCCGCCAUUUUGAGCUUGGAUCUACAGCGUAGAGAGGAUCAGAGGCUGGAUAUUCUCUGCUGCUUCUACAGCCCCUGCUCCUCCAGAGUGAUCCAGAUUCAACCUCAAGAAAUGCCCGAUGCCAAUGACAAUCACACCUACCAUCCCUCAUCUUAUGGGAACCCCACCAUCACUACCAGCACCCACAUCACCACCACCGUCCAGGCCUUCACCCAGUGUGAUUCAUCUGGGCACCACGUGGUCACCAUCUUACCACCAACCUCCCAAAUCUCCACCUCGCCCUCUGUCAUUGUCCCCACUGUGGACCCCUUGGGGUCUCAGGUCUUCAGCCCCUCCAGCUCCACCCGGGAUUUGUUGUCUCAGGUGAAUGAAACCAAAGGCAGGCGUGAGUGCGUCCCUCUUCCCUUCCUGAAGUGGAGCCUGGCGGACUUUGCCCGUGAGAAGUACGCCCCUUUACUGCUGAAGCCGGAGAUGAAGGGGAUCGUGGUCGCUCUCUUCAUGGCUCUUUUAGGCCUCGGCUUGUAUGGAACCACCAUGGUUCAUGACGGACUCUACCUGACGGACAUCGUUCCUCGAGAGACCAAGGAGUACAACUUCAUCUCCGCUCAGUUCAAAUAUUUCUCCUUCUACAACAUGUUCAUCGUUACAAAGGGAGGCUUCGACUACCCCAAGGCUCAGAGCUCUUUGUGCCAGCUCCACGAGUCCUUCGGCUCAGUCAAGUUCGUUGUCCGAGAGAAGGGAAGAGACUUGCCCAAAAUGUGGCUGCAUUAUUUCCAGGACUGGCUGAGAGGCCUCCAGGAUUCUUUUGACAAGGACUGGCAUUCUGGUCGCAUCACGCAGGAUAAUUACAGGAACGGUACAGAGGACGGCAUCCUGGCUUAUAAGCUCCUCAUCCAGACGGGGAGCAAGAAGGAUCCCUUUAAUGUCGACCAGCUGAUUAGUCGCCGACUAGUGGAUGAGAAUGGCCUGAUUGCUCAGGAUGUGUUUUAUAUCUACCUGACCGUGUGGGUGAGCAACGAUCCCCUGGGCUAUGCUGCCUCACAGGCCAAUUUCUACCCUCAGCCUCCGGAAUGGAUCCACGAUCGAUAUGACACCACUGGGGAGAAUCUGAGAAUCCCAGCUGCAGAACCCAUAGAAUUUGCCCAGUUUCCCUUCUACCUGAACGGUCUGCGCCAGACAUCGGAUUUUAUUGAAGCCAUUGAGAGCGUGCGCUCAGUCUGCAAGGAGUUUGCUGAGCAGGGGGUGUACAGCUACCCCAGUGGCUACCCCUUCCUCUUCUGGGAGCAGUACAUUGGCCUGCGUCACUGGUUCCUCCUGGCCAUCAGCAUCGUUCUGGCCUGUACAUUUCUGGUGUGCGCCCUUCUCCUGCUCAAUCCGUGGACAGCUGGAAUCAUUGUUUUCAUCUUGGCCAUGAUGACGGUGGAGCUGUUUGGCAUUAUGGGGUUGAUCGGUAUCAAGCUGAGCGCCAUCCCUGUGGUGAUCCUCAUCGCCUCUGUUGGGAUUGGAGUAGAGUUCACUGUUCAUGUGGCUUUGGGAUUUCUCACGGCCAUUGGUGACCGGAACCAGCGCUCUGUAAUUGCCCUAGAACACAUGUUUGCCCCCGUUCUGGAUGGAGCCAUAUCCACUCUUCUUGGGGUGCUGAUGCUGGCGGGAUCCGAGUUUGACUUUAUUCUAAGGUAUUUUUUCGCUGUGCUCACUAUUCUCACCAUCCUGGGGCUGCUGAACGGGCUGGUCCUGCUCCCUGUGCUGCUGUCGCUUAUCGGACCCCCGGCUGAAGUGACUCCUGCGGACAAUAGUAACCGCCUCCCGACACCCACCCCAGAGCCGCCACAUCUCAACCACCACACCUUCUACAUGCAGCACAAAGCUGGAGAGCGAGGGGGCUUCAGUGACCCCGAGGACUCCUCGGAAUAUUACUCUGAGACCACCGCCACCUCAGGGGUGGAGGAGGAUGAUCCCCAUCUCUAUGAGCGAAGCCCAUAUAUCAUCCCCCCAAAGCCAUCCCACAUCCUGCUGGAAGCCAGCAAGAGCCCCUCUUACCCCAAAAUCAUGCUGGUAAAGCCUUGCAAGGGGAGCCAAGGAGACAAUGCAGACAAGACUCCUCCAGCACAGAAUAUAAAGGACUCUCAGGAGCCUAAAGACUGGAGAAAGUGUCACCAGGGGUCUGCAUGGACUAAACAGCCCCCCAAUUCCAGGCCUCGGUACAGUAGUAGGCCUCAGGGCCACAGAACUACACCACCAGCCUACUGUACAAAGGUGACAGGCCCCAGCGGCUCCAUCACCACCGUGACUGCUACGGCUUCCGUGACAGUCGCAGUGCAUCCAAGCUUGCCCGGAGCAGUGAGGGCUUACAGCCACGAGGGUUAUGAGGACAGUGAUACGGACUGUGCGGAACACAGGCCCAAAUGGGCCAGGGGCAAAAACCGCCACCUGGAGGUGUUUGAGCUGGAGGAUGUGGAGCAGAACCGAAGCGCAGAGCACUCCUCUGCUGUACGCUAGUGGUGUCCGAUCUGAGACGCUGAACUUGUACAGGAGCCCCGACCCCCGCAGAGAAGAACAAGAGAUACUAAUGAUCUAAUAAGAUUAAAUCCAUAAGUAGAGACUGCGAGCGCGCCGUAUAUUAUACGUGGAAAUGUCUAUUUAAUAAGCUGACAAUGUACUGUAGAGGCCAGGGAGGAGCAAGACCCCAAACCUCCCCCGCCUCCCCCCUAGUCGCCCCUCUGUCUCCUGCAAAUCAGACUCGCCAGUUUUGCUGCUAUCUGUUAACUCCUUUUUUGCUGGAGGCAUUUUUUUUUUUUGUGCAGUUUUCCUUCACUUCGGGAGAAAGACAACAACAAAAAAUAAUGAGGCACUUUCCUUCCCCGAAAAAAAAGUUCUGAUUCCUCUGCUCUCAAUGUUCCAAUGUUCACGCGGAGCGGUCGUUAUAGAUGACCUCAUUUACAGAUACUUAGGGGGUCUUCUGUCAUAGACCGGCAUUUUACCCCAAUCUUCAAUAGCCCCUGCGCUGCCGGAGAACUUUAAAUUUUGGUAAAUGACCCCCAUUGUAUCUUCUGGCAUCUAUGCAACUCCUCCCGCGCUGAUACAUUGUAUCACUGCAAUUGGUCAAUGUCUCAAAGGUGAAUGAAAAUAUAUUUAGGAGCUUUAACGCGGCCAAUGUGACCUCUGUUAAUUACUGAGGGGCCAGAAAGAGGUAGGAGGUACAAAAUGCCUCAAUUAUGUCGCAAGCUCCAAAAGGCCUUAUUUUUAUUCCCCAGGCCCUCAAAAUGGGCGCAGAGAGUCCGGCACGGUGACCAUGACCCCCUACCUCCAGCAGUAUCCACUGUAGUUCCCCCCAGAACGUGUAGCACUGCAGAUUCUCAAUUACUACAUGACUAAUUAACCUCUGUAUUAACGCCUUCACUGCCAGAAUGUUGUCCAGCACUGAAGUGGUUAAGCCCCACUUUGUAUCUGCUGUGAAUGAAUGGCUCUAUAUAAAGAUAUAGGAUUCUAUAUAAGUGGCCUGUCCUGUAUAGGACAUCGUUAUAUUGGUCCCGCUUCAGGGACUGCGAGUGAUUAGUAUUCUGGUGUUAAUUAAUAUAAUAAUUAUUAUUAUUAUUAUUAGCGUGGUGUAUAUAAGAUGUGAAUCGGCAGCUUCUCUAACAAAUAUAUAUAUAUAUAAAUAUUAACCCUCGUGUCACUACCGGAAGCUGCAGGGCGACGCAGCACCAACAGCGCGUCUCCCUGCGGAUUCCUGCAGCAGUGACGGGAAGGGUCGGUCUAAGUGUUUGUGUCUGUUCUGUGGACUGAAGCUCGGUACAAGGUGUCGCUGCGCCAAAUCUAAAUUAUUUAUAUUAAAUGGAAACAAAGGUUUAUUUUUGUAGAUUGUACAGAAGUCGUAG